Messenger RNA from Westerdykella ornata, 3495 nucleotides. RefSeq lists its product as uncharacterized. The transcript has 4 exons. Lineage: Eukaryota; Fungi; Ascomycota; Dothideomycetes; Pleosporales; Sporormiaceae. Bases 1 to 3495 code for a protein of 1164 amino acids. The record is from RefSeq and is a predicted model, not a curated record.
AUGCCUCGAGGUCGCCCAAAGAAGCACAUUACCAAUGAGGAGAUAGCUGAGGCUCGACGAGAGCGCAAUCGCCAGUAUUACAUCCGUAAGCGCAAGGCUCAGGCUCCACCAGAGGUCAUCUCCUACGUGCCUGCACUUCCAGGUGCUCCAACUACUACAUACCUAGACCUUGGUCUUCGAAUCAGUGCCGACAUUCCUGUCCCUCGAGAUCCCUUCAUCCAGCCACACGAGUCACCAGAGGACGAAAAUGCAUACCGUCUACGAUCCCCUCUCGCAUCGCUAGCAGUAGACGAUCCCACGACUACAGCACUUGUUAAUCAGCUCCAAGCAAGUGAGCAAGAACAGAUAAGCGGGUGCGAUGAGUACGAAAGGCGUAUACUGGAACGGAUAAAUGAGACAGAUUUAAGAACAGCAGAGAUUCUAAUGGAGAUGCAGAUGGGUAUUGGACACACAAGGGCAAGCGCAGACGAAACAGCAGAGCACUCAGGGGAUGAAAACAGGCCGGUGGAACCAGAUAGCGUACCCACAGAUAGCAUAGCCGGCCAGAGCUAUGCUGUAAGGAGCAGCCUGCUACGUUUGUCUGUUGCGCCUGUUGCUAAGGAAGCAACUGCUGCAGAGGAAGUAAAUGUUGCGAACACUCAUAGUGUUAGCUACACAUUCACACCUACUCUAGCAAAAGCUGCUAAUGCUUCUGCAGGGGCUCUAAACAGCCCACAAAUACCUAACCAGCGGAGCUCUGUUUCCUCCACUCGGUCCAGCACAAGGGAUGGCCGGCGCAAGGCCUUUCCAGCCCAAAGCAACACACUACUGUCCUGGGUUAAGCAUGUACCUAGACAACCAUCUACGAGUAGCAACACACUGCAGCUACUACUACCAUCUCCUGGCUACAGCACACCUCUGCCGCCACCCCUAUCAUCUCACUGUAGUAUCCCUCGCCUGCUACAACUAUUUAACAGCAACAGGACUCCUCAGCCAGCUACGCAAAGAACACCAGCAGCUGCGUCACCCUCACCCGUCACCCACUCUGGUAACCUGCCUAGGCCAGGCGCCGCCCAAGCAGCGUCGGCGGUGCAAUCGACAGCUAGAGGAGACAGUCUACCUACCGAGCGAACUGCAUACAAACUCGCUAAGCACCUACGGAGCUUCCAAGGCUGUACUCACGAGGAGCAUGCAGAGGCGGACAGACGACAUCAGGAGCACCACCAGCGCGCUGACGUACACUCUGCAUGUUCGUCAUUGGAGGAGAUUACGUGCCUGAUCAACGGAGUGCACAAUGGGGGAACACCUCUUCCAGAUAUCCUAAGCAAUCCAAAGCUGAUGAAGUCCUCUUCUCUGCCUGAAGGGCUCGACCUAAAGGCUGCGUUUGAGGGCACGAGCCCCUCCGCUUUCCCUGAAGAUGUUGGCACCCCUAACGAGAAGCUGCCUCGCAACCUGUGCCUACAACAGCAUCACCACAGCAGUAACAAAGGACGUGCUGCUAAGGUCCGGUUUGAUAUCGACAGUGUCUGCUACUUUCCCAGCAGCCUAGGGUUUGCGCGGAACGGCAUCGACUGGCAUCCCAGGGUGCAUCCUAUCCUAAACCUAGAUGCGGACAUCCAUUUUAGUCUUACCGUGUCUGCAUACAGCCGUCGCGGCGACCUAGCGAUGAGGAACCUACCACUGCACAAGAUCCCUCACUACUGCUUUGGGUCUGUUGCAGGCAGCACCAAGUCGCUGCUACUCUUUAUCUUCUUCCCCGAGCUCCACCUCGAAAGCCAGUAUCAGCACAGUACCUAUCUAAGCAAGCAGGACCAGCAGCUCUGGCUCGAUGCUGUGCUGCUUCCUGCCAUCAGCAAAACAGUGGAUGACUCAACCCUAGCGUCAUAUCUUCCAGCCUCGGAGGACAACGCGAGCAGAGCCGUCACUGCAGUAUCGGCAGAGACAUUCAAGCGGAAAGAGAGCACACAUCGCUUUUGCAGCCCUACCCUCUUUGUGCAUGCAAAGAACACGAAGCUUGCGCACAUGGCUGAUGACUUGAGUGUUGCGUACCAGCGCUGGGAGGAGGCCUGGACAGAAGCUGCCGAUCCGCAGUUCUAUAGCAAAGAUCGUACCUAUGUAGACAUUGCGAAGACCAUCACGUCAGAGGACUACGCCUACCCGUACGACUCGGUUCCAGAGCAGUUUGAGGCUGAGACCUUUCUCUGGAAGCGUUGCUGUCUGGAGUCGUAUGCACGCACGUGUGUGAAGCUGCUGGAAGAUGGCAAGCGGGCUCAAGGCAGUCCUCAGGUGGCUACCUACCCCUGGGCCACGAUGAGAGACUCGAUGGGUCAGACGCUAUCCACUGUGCCGCGUGGACAGGAGAACAUGGACGGACUGGUGUACUCGCAGUUCUACGCCAACAUCAAGACACCGUUCGAUGAUUCCAAGGUAUACGUAUUUGACAACGAGGCAAUAGAGAAUCUAGCCCUGGAUCCAGGCUAUGUCCGCUCACUCCAGCAGCAAGGCGGCAGCGCUACGUUCUCUGAGAGCGUGUGCAAGGCUUCCUAUCUCCACAGCAAAAGGCGUGCGUUCUCCAACCUUAGAGACAAUCAGCGGCGGUCGUACGGGAUCCGGGAAGAGCAUCGUGUCUCUCUCACGAUGUUGGAGGAGAUCUGCGAGCAGUGGCAUGAAUGGGAUCUGUACGAUGACAGCAUCGACCACCUUCGGCCGCCACUCCCCUACUUCAUCAUCCCUUCCCAGGCACUCUUUGGCUUCCUGAGCGCACAGAUCAACAAGUACUGUCUCCUGUUCGAGCACACGCUCGUGCAUACGGCCAGGACCUACUCGCUGCCAGAGACCAUGGUGAUGGUCAUCGCGCUGCGAGCGCUCCGGUUCUGCUAUGGUAGCACUAUGCUGGUCCGAGAGUCACUGCUAUACAAGGAUCGCUGGGAGCAGAGGCGUGGGCAGGAGAUGGUCGUGAAGGAAGGGCUUGGGAUGCAGGAGACCAUGGGGAGGUGCGGCCUAGGCUGGUUCCUGCCCAAGUUUCGCUGGGCGAUGCAGCGGCUUACGCAACCCCACGGCGACAACAUGCUCGUUGGCAACCUACUGAUGCAUGCCGAGUACAAGCGCAGGCAACAGGCUGGUACCAGCAGUACAGUAUCCAGCAGCACCCUCGGCUGCUCCGAACAUGGCUGGAGUAUCUACAUGCACUCAACUUGGAGCAGUUCGACACCGACGUAUGGUCAUCGAUGCUGGCAGCCCACAAGAGACGUCGAGAGCUAUCGCCAGCUGCUAGACUUUCUCUUCCUCUGGGACGAUGGCCAAGAGCAUGCAGGAUGGGGAGGCACACCCUAUCGUCUCAUCCUGCAGAAGAGCUUCGAGUUUGUAGAAAGCCAGCUAGGCUACCAGCAGGCGAGCAGGUGGCUGGAUGAGUUCUUCUACCUGGUCCGCCUGACACAUUGGAUCCUGCCCUACCCAUCGAACAAAGCAUUGAUCACGUCCACGAAAGAAAGCUGCACGCAAAACUUGAUAGGGUGA